Molecule: messenger RNA, 2387 nt
Organism: Panicum virgatum (switchgrass)
Lineage: Eukaryota; Viridiplantae; Streptophyta; Magnoliopsida; Poales; Poaceae
Exons: 4
Coding region: 53-2323 (756 amino acids)
Source: RefSeq, a predicted model, not a curated record
GAAAAGAGAUCCAUUGAAUUUGAUUGGCUCCUUCUUCCUCCUCUUGACCGCCAUGGACCGCGGAAUCAUCGCCUUCUUUGGGACCUACAGGCCGCCGGUGCCGCUGGACAUCUUCGCCCGACCUGCCACUCCGCCGCAGUCGCCCGAGAAUGAUCAGCCCCUCAUCGACGGCGUCUCCUACAACCACAACGGCCGCCCCAUCCCUCCGGCGGCACUGAAGGAGCUCCUCACGUUCCUGGGCAAGAAGAACCCCCAGGCGGUGGCGGACUACUCCCCGGAUGACGCGGCCAAGGGCGUCGUCACCGGCCUGGUGUUCGUCUCCGAGAGGGACAACGGCCUCGAGACGCUCCACGUCGCCCUGUACCGCGACAAGCAGCAGCCGCCCAAGGUCCUGCGCAUGGCCGACAUCUACGGCGAAGACACCUUCGGAGGCGCGCGCAUGGAGGACAGCGGCUGCUUCGCCGGCGGCUUCACGGCCGGCGGAAUGACCGUUGGCCACUCGCUCCUCUACGUCUCCACCAAGGAGCCGGCGAGCACCCGGCGCACGCCGUGGACCAUCGUGUACAAGACCAACCUUGCCGACGGCAAGACCGAGCGCCUCACUCCACCUGAUCAGUACGACUUGAGCCCGGCCGUGUCGCCGUCGGGGAAGAUGGUGGCGGUGGCCAACUUCCAGUUCCACAAGUGGGGCGGCGAGAUCAUGCACAUCAAGACCGACAUCGUCAUCAUGAACGUCGACAAGGUUGCGCAGGGCGGCCUGGGGCGCAAGAUCAUCAUCCGGAACGGCGGCUGGCCGACGUGGGGCAGCGACACCGUCCUCUACUUCCACCGCGGCACCGACUUUACGAACCCGGCCACCAACAGGCCCGACACCAGGUGGAGCGUGUUCCGGUACGACCUGACCACCAAGCAGACCGUCCGGGUGACGCCGGACACCUUCGACGCCAUGACGCCCGCGGCCAUCGACGCCAACAAGGUGGUGGUGGCCACCCUCCGCCAGUCGUCCGCCGCCGCCGUCGUGACCCAGCCCCGGGUGGAGGAUCAGUACCGCCACAUCGAGGUCUACGACGUCACCGCGCCGCCGGACCAGGCGGUGAAGGUCACUCGGACGACCCAGCUGUCGAAAGCCGACCACUACAACCCCUUCGUGCUCGACAACGGCACCCGCAUCGGCUACCACCGCUGCCGAAUGGACCACCUGCUGCAAAAUAACGGAACUGUUGUCCCCAAGACCUUCAACAAGCUGCAGACCCCGCCGACGCACAAGGAUGUGGGGCUCUUCAGGGUGUCCGGCGUGUUCCCGUCCUUCUCCAAGGACGGCUCCAAGCUCGCCUUCGUCGACAACGAGUUCAAGGCCGUGUGGGUCGCCGACAGCAAUGGACUUCGCGUCGUCUUUGAAACCAGGGGCUCCAAUGGCGUCUUCUCGACGUCGUGGAACCAGAACCCAGACAAGGACACCCUGUACGUGUGCGUCGGCCCGGCCUUCACCCUCCGGAGCGCGCUGGAGAUUUACGCCAUCACGAACGUGUCGACGAGCCGCCGCCCCAACAAGCACCGGCUCACCACGGGGGGUUUCAACAACGCCUUCCCGUCGAGCAGCCCGGACGGGAGCAAGUUCGUGUUCCGGUCGACGUGCGACCGGUCCGGCGGCGCCAGGACGGACAAGAACCUCUACAUCAUGGACGACGCCGACGUCGGCGAGUUCGGCGAGGGCACGGUGACGAGGCUCACCGACGGCAAGUGGGUGGACACCCACUGCAGCUGGUCCCCCAGCGGCGACUGGAUCGCCUUCUCCUCCUCCCGCAACAGCGCCCCGGACGCGUUCACAGCCCUCGACGCCGGCUGCUUCGCCAUCUACCUGGUGAGCGCCAGGGACAUCAAGCCCGGCGAGGUGCCCGUGCCGGUGCGCGUGGUCCAGAGCUCGGCCACCUUCGCCGGGCACGUCAACCACCCGGUGUUCAGCCCGGACAUGCGCAGCAUCGUCUUCGCGUCCGACCUCGCCGCCGUCUCCACCGAGCCCGUGUCCAUGCCCGUCUUCCUGCACUCGGUCCGGCCCUACGGCGACAUCUUCUCCAUCAACCUCCGCGACAAGGACGACAUCACCAAGAACCAGGACAUCCAGGAGUACCACCGCAUCACGCACAGCCGCUACGAGUACUCCACGCCGGCGUGGACCACGCUCGGCACCGUCGACCCCAACGAGCAGUGGAGCAUGGUGCACACCGGCGGCGAGUUCAAGCCGGCGUGCCCGUACAUGCACUCUGACGGGGGAGAGGGAUGGCACAUGGCAGGACACCUCACCAUCCAAAGGAGGUGCUGCUAGGCUGCUGUGUCUGUCGUCGUCCGAUCUUCCAAGAGCCAUCGUCGUUUCCAUCUCAUCCGAUCAU